Messenger RNA from Plectropomus leopardus (leopard coralgrouper), 1281 nucleotides. Lineage: Eukaryota; Metazoa; Chordata; Actinopteri; Perciformes; Serranidae. The record is from RefSeq and is a predicted model, not a curated record.
UGUACUCUGGGCUGUACACUCCCUGAUGUCUCCACCUGCAGCUGGUCAGCAGGUUAAUGGAUAAACUGAGUGAAAGCAGCCUGCGGCCCGGAAUCCACACACCGCUGCUGAGAAGUGCUGUAGGAACGGCUUUCAGGAAGAAAAAACAACAUGUUUUAGCUUUCAGAAACAUGUGUCACUAGCUGGACUCAUGUUUUUGACAAAGAAAUCCCUCAAAACUGCACCGCGCAUCGAGCUAACUUGAAGUUUCACCCACGGGCUAAACUGACCGCGGAGAGAGACGUACCGGGUAUCAGGGGACUUUCUAGCGGGUAAAUACGCGGAGAUGGACCGACACAGGUACUUCAUCUUCAACCAGAGGAGCGUACUCAUCCUCGGUAUCCUCCAGAUGGCUUGUGCGGCUCUGUGUGUGGUGUGCGGCUUCAUGGACGCUGUUUUCCGCAAGGACACCCCGCUGAGCAGCACCAGGACCCCGGUGUGGGGAGGACUGGUCAUGGCCUCUCCAGGUGUGCUGGCGCUUUUUGCCUCCCAAAGGAAAAACUCCAAACUGGUGAGUGUGAUGGUGGUAGCAGCGGGGCUUUCCUGUGUGGCAGCAGUGUUUAUAUCAGGUCCCUGCUACUCCUGUCUGACCCUCACCUACGGGGAGGAAGAUGAAGAGGUCUUCCAUCACCAUGACAUUCCUCAACGUUUGUUGCUUCAUCGGAUGGUGAAGGGGGCCAACGCCACCAUACUGCUGACCUGCACUAUCGGCCUGGCUCUCUCCUCUCUCAUCGCCUACGUGGGCUGCCGUAGUCUUCCCGCCUGUCGCUGUUAUGACGCCAGAACUGGACUGGAGACGCUGGUUCCUCAGUGCGACCCCGGGGACACUGAGAUGGUUUGCACAUGGCAAGGAGGUGAUGACAGGCUUUUCAACUCUCCUGCUCAGUCCACUGAGCGGGGCACCACAGAGGAAGAGGAUGCACCCUCCAAACUGCCUCCAUACAGCAGACUGACCUAACAGACAGUUAUGGAUUAUAUUUCCUCAAAUGAAAACAUCAAAUUGGAAAGUUGUAAAGAGGUCUUUUGGAGAGACACGAGUCAUUGUGCUCUUGAUAAGAUCAUGAACUGUGACAAUGUCUUUUUUUGCCUCCAUGACCAAAAGAUUUCUGUAGCCAUAGUUGAUUAUCUGCGUAUGUAACAUGUCAAAACUGAAAUGCACAAUUCCCUGUAUGCUGUGUGAAAGUAAGCUAUGUUCUCAAUAAGACAUUUUAUGUGUAUUUAAUAAAUAAAAACCUGACCGUG